AUGAACACCUUGAAUUACACAAACAAGCCUGACUUCAUCCUGAUGGGACUGACAGAUUCCAAGGAGGUCCAGGUGGUCCUCUCUGUCCUGUUUCUCUUGGUAUACUUGGUUACUGUCUUGGGGAACACAGGGAUGGUUCUCAUCAUCCGUCUAGAUGCCCAGCUUCAUACCCCAAUGUAUUUCUUUCUCACUCACCUGUCAUUUCUUGACCUCAGUUACUCAACUGUCAUCACACCUAAAACCUUAGAGACCCUGAUGACUUCCAACAGGAACAUUUCCUUCACUGGCUGUCUCAUUCAGAUGUAUGCAUUUGUUCUUUUGGCUGCUGCUGAAUGUUUCCUUCUGGCAUCAAUGGCCUAUGACCGCUAUGUGGCUAUCUGCAACCCUCUACACUACCCAGUUAUUAUGUCCACAAGACUCUGCCAUGCCCUCCUCAGUGGGUCCUAUAUGAUUGGAGCUAUGGAUUCUACUGUUAAUUUGCUUUGCAUGAGAACCUUACAUUUCUGUAACUCCAAUGUCAUCCGUCACUUUUUCUGUGACACAUCACCAAUUUUAGCACUAUCUUGCAAUGACACAUAUAAAGUUCAAAUCAUCAUAUUCAUUUUUGCUGGAUUCACCCUAACGGUGUCUCUGAUUACCAUAUCCUCAUCCUAUGCAUCCAUUCUUUCUACAAUUUUGAAAAUCAAUUCCACCUCAGGAAAGCAAAAAGCCUUCUCCACCUGUGCCUCUCAUCUCCUGGGAGUCACUGUCUUUUAUGGCACUAUGAUUUUCACUUAUUUAAAACCAAGUAAGUCUUACUCCUUAGGAAAGGAUCAAGUGGCCUCUGUUUUUUACACUAUUGUGAUCCCCAUGCUAAAUCCACUUAUUUAUAGUCUCAGAAAUAAAGAAGUGAAAAGUGGUUUCAUUAGAGUUGUAAAGAAAGGGUUCUGA
Messenger RNA from Nannospalax galili (Upper Galilee mountains blind mole rat), 930 nucleotides. Its product is annotated as olfactory receptor 8H1-like. Gene Ontology annotation, molecular function: olfactory receptor activity; G protein-coupled receptor activity; odorant binding. NCBI's taxonomy places the organism in Eukaryota, Metazoa, Chordata, Mammalia, Rodentia, Spalacidae. Gene Ontology annotation, biological process: G protein-coupled receptor signaling pathway; sensory perception of smell. The record is from RefSeq and is a predicted model, not a curated record. Bases 1 to 930 code for a protein of 309 amino acids. The transcript has a single exon. Gene Ontology annotation, cellular component: membrane.